Syngnathus acus (greater pipefish) is the source of this 6704-nucleotide messenger RNA. RefSeq names its product protocadherin 7b (gene pcdh7b). Gene Ontology annotation, cellular component: plasma membrane. The transcript is spliced from 3 exons. The record is from RefSeq and is a predicted model, not a curated record. The coding region runs from base 659 to 4438 and encodes 1259 amino acids. Lineage: Eukaryota; Metazoa; Chordata; Actinopteri; Syngnathiformes; Syngnathidae. Gene Ontology annotation, molecular function: calcium ion binding. Gene Ontology annotation, biological process: homophilic cell-cell adhesion.
GCGUCUCUCUCCGGGUGCUGCAGAGAGAGGCUGCAGCCGACACACGUCUGCAGGCAAGUGGACAGGUCCCGGCAUUCGCUAAGGAAUCCAAUAAAAAACAAAAAACGGAUUUACAUCUAUUUUGCCGCUUUUCUUUUUUGUACCACUCCAGUCGUUUUUCUUUUUUAUGCGCGUGGAGCCGCGUCGCGCCAGGAAACACAACUAAGUGACUUGCAGGAUGAGAGCAGCCUGAGCAAGGUGGUUGGUUUCUUUUGUCGCCCGUCCGUCCCCCCCUUUUGCCUCCUUCCACACUUUUCACUGACUCGCGUGGACAUAUCGCGGCGCAGAGGAAUACUGAGAGGAGCGAUCCCGCGCAGAAGAACGUGAGUGACAAUGCGAACAGCUUGCACUUACUGCUGGCGCUUUUUACGCGCGUGAAAAUUCAGUGGUGCAUCGAGGUUUUUUUUUUUUCUUCUCCCCUUUCCUACAAGCACAGCUGAGGCGUCAUUUAAAUUCAUAAAGACGGAGAGCGAGAGAGAGAGAGAGGGGAAACUUGCUGCCUUCCACUGCAGCAGGAGUGAUGUAGAAGAAGUCGUUUGAUUCCAACAUCCAGUCGACUACAGUGAUUUUUUAUUUUUUUUUUGGUGGUCAUUUUGUCGGACACUUUGACAAGGGAGCAAUGAGGACUACUGGCGCAGUGGACUAUUUAUACUACUGCAUGCUCAUCCUGCAGUUUGUGCACCAGCCCGCCGCCAAGCAGGUGUUCCGCUACCGCCUGGCAGAGGAGGGACAGCCGGACGUGCGGGUGGGCAACGUGGCCGCCGACCUGGGCAUCGUGGCGGGCUCCGGCGAGGUGACGUUCACGCUGGAGUCCGGCUCGGAUUUUUUCAAGAUCGACAACAUCACGGGCGAGCUGGCCACCAACGAGAGACGGAUCGACCGGGAGAAAUUACAGCAGUGCCAGAUGAUUUUCGACGAGAACGAGUGCUUCAUCGAUUUCGAGGUGUCCGUCAUCGGACCGGCCCAGAGCUGGGUUGACCUCUUUGAGGGAAAGGUCAUCAUCUCAGACAUCAACGACAACACUCCUUCUUUCCCCUCGCCGGUGCUGACGCUGUCGGUGGAGGAAAACAGACCCAUCGGAACCCUUUACCUGCUGCCCACGGCCACCGAUCGGGAUUUCGGCAGGAACGGGAUCGAGAGGUACGAGCUCAUUCAGGACGCCGGCGAGAGCUCCAGGCGCGCCUCGGGAGACCCGUACUCGGGGAAGAGGCGAUUCGACGAGGGCGCCGGCAGGGGCGGCGGUGUUUUUGAGCUGCAAGUCGCUGACACCACUGACGGCGAGAAGCAGCCCCAGCUCAUCAUCAAAGGGGCGCUGGAUCGGGAGCAGAGGGACUCCUACGAGCUGACGCUGCGGGUGAGGGACGGGGGCGAUCCCCCGCGUUCCUCCCAGGCCAUCCUGAGAGUGAUGAUCACCGACGUGAACGACAACAGCCCCCGCUUCGAGAAGAGCGUGUACGAGGCCGACUUGCUGGAGAACAGCUCCCCCGGCGCCCCCAUUCUGCAGCUCAAGGCGGCCGACGCCGACGUGGGGGUCAACGGUCAAAUCGAGUACGUGUUCGGGGCGGCCACCGAGUCCGUGCGGAGGCUGCUGAGGUUGGACGAGAGCACCGGGUGGCUGAGCGUGCUGCACCGCAUCGACCGCGAAGAGGUGAGCCAGCUGAGGUUCACGGUGAUGGCCCGCGACCGAGGCCAGCCGCCCAAAAUGGACAAGGCCACCGUGGUGCUGAACAUCAAGGACGAGAACGACAACGUUCCCGCCAUCGAGAUCCGCAAGAUCGGACGCAUUUUCCUCAAGGACGGCGUGGCCAACGUGGCCGAGGACGUGGUGGUGGACACGCCCAUCGCCCUGGUGCAGGUGUCGGACCGCGACCAGGGCGAGAACGGCAUCGUGACCUGCACGGUGGUGGGCGAUGUGCCCUUCCAGCUCAAGCCGGCCAGCGAGAUGGAAGGCGAGCAAAACAAAAAGAAAUACUUCCUCCACACCUCGGCGCUGCUGGACUACGAGGCCGUGCAGGAGUACAACGUGGUCAUUGUGGCGGUGGACUCGGGCAGCCCCAGCCUGGCGAGCAACAACUCGCUGGUGGUCAAGGUGGCCGACACCAACGACAACGCCCCCGUCUUCGGCCUGAACGUGGUGGAGGUGUCGUUUUCGGAAAACAACGCCCCCGGCGAGCGGGUGACCACGGUGAGCGCCAGUGACGCCGACAGCGGCAAGAAUGCCGAAAUCAGCUAUUCCCUGGACCCGUCCGUCAACGGGAUUUUCUCCGUCGACGCAGACAGCGGCGACAUCCGGGUCAACGCCAUCUUGGACCGGGAGCAAAGCGAGCGCUACGAAUUCAAGGUGAUAGCGAGAGACAAGGGCGUCAACACCUUGCAAGGCUCGGCCACCGUGGUCGUCCUGGUGGCGGACAAAAAUGACAACGAGCCCAAGUUCAUGCAGGACGUGUUUACCUUCUACGUCAAGGAGAACCUCGAGCCGAACAGCCCGGUCGGCAUGGUUACGGUCAUCGAUGCGGAUAAAGGGCAGAACGCCGAAAUGAGCCUGUACGUCGAGGAGGAGGAGGAGAUCUUUUCCAUCGAGAACGACACGGGCACCAUUUUCUCCACACUGUCGUUCGACAGGGAGCAGAAGACCACGUACACGUUCCGCGUGAAGGCGGUGGACGGGGGCGACCCGCCCCGCUCGGCCACCGCCACCGUCUCUCUGUUCGUCAUGGACGAUAACGACAAUGCGCCCGGCGUCACCUUCCCAAUCAACAGCUCCUACACCCUCCUCCCGCCUUCCAGCAACAUCCGAACGGUGGUGAGGACGGUCAUCGCCACCGACAGCGACACGGGCAUCAACGCCGACCUCAACUACAGCAUCGUGGGCGGGAACCCCUUCCGUCUCUUUGAGAUCGACGGCGGCACCGGCGUGAUCUCGCUGGUGGCGAAGCUGGAGCAGAAGCACUACGGACUGCACCGCUUGGUGGUCCGGGUCAACGACAGCGGGCAGCCCUCCCAGAGCAGCACGGCGCUGGUCCACGUCUACGUCAACGAGACGCUUUCCAACUCCACCGUGGUGGAGGCGCAGGUGGCCAGGAGCUUGAGCACCUCCCUCAACACCAACAUCGCCGGCGACCCCAACUACGACCUGAGCAAACAACGCCUGAGCAUCGUCAUCGGCGUGGUCUCGGGAAUCGUCACGGUCAUCCUCAUCAUCCUGGUGGUGGUCACGGCCCGCUACUGCCGCCCCAAGAACAAGAACGGCUACGAGGCCGGCAAGAAGGACCACGAGGACUUCUUCACGCCGCAGCCGCACGACAAGUCCAAGAAACCCAAGAAAGACAAGCGCAAGCAGAAGUCCAAGCAGCCGCUCUACAGCAGCAUCGUCACGGUGGAAGCCUCCAAACCCAACGGCCAGCGCUACGACGGCGUCAACGAGAAGCUGUCGGACAGCCCCGGCAUGGGCCGCUACCGCUCGGUCAACGGAGGCCCGGGUAGCCCGGAUCUGGCCCGCCACUACAAAUCCAGCUCGCCGCUGCCCACCGUCCAGCUGCACCCUCAGUCGCCCACCGCCGGCAAAAAGCACCAGGCGGUUCAGGACCUGCCCCCGGCCAAUACCUUCGUCGGCACCGGAGAUAACAUUUCGCUGGGAUCGGACCACUGCUCCGACUACAGCAGUCAGACCAUCAACAAGUACAACAAACAGCCGUUUCGCCGAGUGACCUUCUCGGUGGUGAGCCAGCCCCAGGAUCCUCACCAGCAGGGAUCGCUGCAGAGCUGCUACGACAGCGGCCUGGACGAGUCCGAGACGCCCAGCAGCAAGAGUUCGUCAGGGCCCCGACUGGGCGCCCUGCCCCUGCCCGAGGACAGCUACGAGAGGACCACGCCGGAUGGCAGUGUCGGUGAGGCAGAGCACAUGGAAAAUGAUUCACGGCCUUUGCCUGACGUAGCCAUGACCGGCAAGUGCACCCGGGAAUGCGACGAGUACGGCCACUCGGACUCCUGCUGGAUGCCCGUCCGCACCCCGCCCGAGCGGCGGCUAUCCAGGUCCACCACCACCCCCCAACAACCAAAGCUUUCCACUUUCAUGAGCGGCGGCGGCGGCGGCAACAACGGCGGCAGCAGCAGCAGCCAAGAGCAGUCCGGCAGCCAAGAGACCCUCGCCAUGGCCGCCAUGGCUAACGGAGACCCCGCCGCCGGCCACGUGCUGGGCGACCGCAACCGCAACCUCCUUAGUAAGAAAAUGGCUUCUUCCUCGUCCUCCUACGAGGCCUUUGGCUCGCCGUCUUACGGCUCGCCCGGGGGCGGGGAGGAGACGCUGAGCCACCCCACCGAGGAGAUCCCCAUGGUGGCCACCGGGGAGUACAAGCCCACCUCCUGCGGCACCCUAACUCGACGGGAGGUCUACCUGUAAGACUACGCGCGGGAAGGAAAAGCCCACUACGUUAAUAUCCCCAAACCCCCCCUUGCAUUCAAUGAGGUCGGACUCCAAAGACUCAAAAUGUCAAGAAGGUGGCCUUUUUAAAAAAAAAAAAAAAAAGAAGAAGAAAAAUAAGCGCUACCACUGAGAUGUCAAUCUGGCGACUUGGGCUCUUGCAACGUGCUCUGCUGCCCGAGAGUCCGCCUGUAGAUUAAGCAACGUAUUUGACACACUGAUGCGACACGACAUGCAUGCAUCCACAUCCGUCACAUACACAUUGAGAAAAACGAAAAAAACAAAACAAAAAAAAAAAGACUUAUUUUAAAAGAGUGGCCAACUUCAACGUUUUGUCUGGAACUGGGUACUGCAACAUAGCGGCUAUCGGUCCGCAACAUUUCGAGCAUCCGUGGACUCAAAUACCGAAAACAAGGAGAUGUCGGCAAUGAUUUCAAAUAUUCUUCUGCCAAGACUCUUUGGCACCGGUGAUGUCACCGGCGACAUGGAAAAAUUGUACAGAGACACUCGGUACAAGUGUACAGGAUGCGCUAUAGCUAGCCUAGCUAGCUAGCGUAUCAACGGUUCAUGACGGCGCGCCGCCCUGAAAACAGCGUCCUGUUUUUUUGUUUUUUUUUAAAAAACAGCUUUGACUUCAUCGUGGGACAGACUGAGCAAUAAAAAUCAUCGAGUAAACAUUUGCCAUCAAUCAUCCGUCGUUACGAUUUUGGAACGAUUCCCCCUCAAAGCAUCGAAAAGCGACGCACAAGGAAGGAAGGGCACGAGAUGUCGCCGCGGCAUCCUUUGAGCACGAAUGUAGAAAUCAGCUCGAGCAAACGCAAAAACAAUCAAACGCAGACUUUAGAUUUGGAUCCUUUGUGUUUCACGCCAGACGCUGAACUUGAAACAUUCCACGCCGUGUUUUUUCGAUUGUCAAUCAAAAGGGGAUCAUCUGUUUUUCUUUGUUGCUGUGUUUCUGUUCGCUACGUUUGGAACGGAGUUGCAAUUUUCGCCAUUCCGGCUCUCUCUCGAGUGUGUACGACAUUGCUCCUAUACUUAGCAAGUGUGUACGUGAAUAUUUACUUUUCUACUGCACGCUUUAUGGAACUUACUUGGUUUAGUGAGAAGGAAGAAGAAAAAUUAUAAUGUAGACAAAUCCCCUAUUGUAACAUUGGAUUCCACCUUGUUGCUUGCUUACUUUAUAACUAAUGAAAACGUUAGCCGUGUACUCCGACUCGGUACGCCGGUUCCUCAUUCGGGUAUGGCAAAUUUUUAACAAGGGAUCUACGUCAUCGUCAUCACUUUGUUAACGACAGCUGAAAUUGUAGAGAUGAUCAUGAAAUUGUACUCGCUAUUUGAACUGCUGUUCUUUUUUCUGGUGCCACUUUGUAUCUUCAGUGCUUCUGAACAAAGACACACACACACACACCUAUACACACACACACAAAUGCUGAGAGUGAAUGCAAAAUUGCAAUUGUGCCUUUUUCUACCAAUCGGUAAGAGUCGACAUGGGGCACACGUUUCUUGCUUCCUGGAGAAUCGGCCGGUCGGGUGUCAGCGAGCCAAACUUGAACUGGGCUUCAACGAUCCAUUCCAAGUGCGGUGCAUUUCCCGGUACGGUCCAAGACUUGCUUGUCGGUAUCGAGCGGAACGAUGAUCAUUCGUCCGCUCGGCAAUUUAUCAGCCGCAUCUCGAAAUAUAUUUGUGAAAGUGAUCAAUCCCGUCGAUCGGGGAUGAGACGGUUGAGAUUCUCGUUGGAAUCUGUGCUGCCUCCAGAUAAAUGGACAAGUAAGACAUCAGAGGUUUUUUUGCAUGAAACGAGCUCUAGGGUUGAAUAUGGAGGCGUAGAAUGUUCAAGUUGUAGUUUGCCCCGCCCCCAACAAAUGCCUGGAGACAUUCAACUGCUUACAUGUGAGGGGGGUCCUCCAGAUGAAAACGCUGAACGUGCGGAUUCCACUCCAGCGCUGCCUGAGGUGCGUCCUCCACUAUCCACCACGUGUAUCCAGAUUUGUAAUAUUAACCAUUGCUAUUUGUCCUGCGACUUAGAUGUUGAUAUAGAAAUCGAGGAAACCUGACUUAUCAUCGUUAAAUAUAAAUCACUAUGCACGCAAUUUAGCUGAACAUGGCAACGUGUAUUGAACGCAAGUCCACUUCUAUUUAUGAGAUAUUUUAUGUAAGUUAAUUUGCUUUUGUACAGCUUUGUGUAAAUAAAUCGCUUGUCAAUUUUGUCCCUGCAAAAAUUAAAAUAUAACAUGGUAAAUCUUGA